CUUCCUCUAGGCAUGGCUGCAAUGUGGCACUGGAUUCUUGGAUACAUCCAUAAGUCCAUAACCACUGAGUCAACUAAACCACUUCCCACCACCACAAAAGCUAAAAGCAGCUUUUCGAUCUCCUCCUCCUUCUUUUUCUUAUUAGACCAAAGUCCAAACCAACAACUCUCUCUCUCUAGCUCUCUGCAAUUGUAAGCAUAAAAAGUCACAGCUUGCUAGCCCAUCCCCCUAAAACAAGGCCCCUUUGUUGCUCAGAACCUGAGCUGCUGACCUAACUGAGCUGUAUUGCCAUAAAAGUCUAAGUAAAGAUCUAUCUAUCUCAGUACCAUCUCUCUCUUUUCCCCUAGAUUCCCUCUUCUUCUCCUUCUUCACAUUCUGACCCAGAAAUUAUAUCCUCUUCUGUGGCUUCUCUGCACAACCCCACCUCCCCCUUGUGCCUCUUCAAACCCAUUUGCUCCCUUUAUAACUCCCCACCAUCUUCACUUCUCCCAUUCAAUUUCCACACUUUAGCUUAUUGGGUUCUUACUCUCUUGGCCAUUUCUUCCACAAUGGAUGACUAUUGUAAACGGAGCGGCCAAAUUCCGGCGUUUGGGGACUGGGAUUAUGCCAAUGAGCUGCCAAUCACUCAGUAUUUCGAGUGUGCGAGGCAAGCCGGUUUGAUCAGGUUCAGCUCUUCUUCCGGUGAGAGUGAUGCACAAGCAGCCUAUCUGCAUGCUGACUUGUAUGCUGUUGAUGUUAAGAAGAUGAAGAAGAAGCCUUCUCGUAUUGUUGCUCCCAAUACUCGAAAGACAAUUGCAAGAGGGAGAGAAAAGAGAUCCACUCAUAAUCCGCAUGUCAAGGAGCAAAAGAAGCAGCAGCAGCAAGCUAAGGUCCAUGACGACGUGACUGAACCGCCAAGAAAGUUACACUACCAGCAGUAUCACACUCGAAGCAAAGACACCGUUUUGCGACCGAGUAGGCCUCCUAAGCCUGUUGACGAAGACCUCUACAAGAUACCCCCUGAGCUACUUCGCACUACCAAGCGGAAGAAAAUGCUGGGAUUAUUCUCUUGCUUGGUGCCUGCUUGUGCUUCAUGAGUUUGGAAUCCACAGGGAGGGGUUUCAUUUGCUCAUAGGAAAGGAAAGAAUGCCCUUAUAGGAUCAAUCACUAGGGAAAUAUGUCACAAACAGUAGUGCUGCACUGUUUAUUUUUUUUUGAAAGGGGAUGUAUCAAUUAGCAAUGAGAUAUAAACUUUGACGUUAAUGCCAUUAAAUUUCUCUCUCUUGUUCUUUUUAA
Rosa rugosa (rugosa rose) is the source of this 1275-nucleotide messenger RNA. RefSeq lists its product as uncharacterized. The coding region runs from base 549 to 1076 and encodes 175 amino acids. The record is from RefSeq and is a predicted model, not a curated record. Lineage: Eukaryota; Viridiplantae; Streptophyta; Magnoliopsida; Rosales; Rosaceae. The transcript has 4 exons.